Messenger RNA from Sclerotinia sclerotiorum 1980 UF-70, 2718 nucleotides. RefSeq lists its product as hypothetical. Bases 1 to 2718 code for a protein of 905 amino acids. Gene Ontology annotation, cellular component: Atg1/ULK1 kinase complex; cytosol; extrinsic component of membrane. The transcript has 3 exons. Lineage: Eukaryota; Fungi; Ascomycota; Leotiomycetes; Helotiales; Sclerotiniaceae. Gene Ontology annotation, biological process: protein localization to phagophore assembly site; autophagosome assembly; piecemeal microautophagy of the nucleus. The record is from RefSeq and is a predicted model, not a curated record.
AUGCCACAUUAUCAAGAGGUAGAUGAUGCUAGUGGAGAUGGUGGACCCAUGGCUGCUACUGGCCCAAGUCGAGAAGCGGUCAAGAAGAUGGAUCAAAUCAUUCAAAAUUUCCAUACGAAAGCUGCGAUCAUCGUUCUAGGAGCAAGAGUAGGACUUCCUGUAGUCUUCACCAAAGAAGGAACCAAGAAAGUCAACAAAUGGUUUCAAAUCGAAACCGAUGAUACCGAUGCAUAUCGAGAUGAGCUUCAUACUUGGCGAAUGUGCGGCGGCUUCCAGAAUCGACCACCGCCACUGAUAAUAGAAACAUAUCUCGAUACUUCACACUUAACGAGCAGUCAGAGAUUGGUUAUCGUGGAUGAUCUGGGGAAGCGAUGGGAUGCUUUGGAUGCUUUAAGUAAUUCUUGUGGUUCGAAUGAUGGACGUAGCGAAGUCAUACUAGAACGUUGGAAAAUUGAGCUCAGAGAUAUUCCGGGGGAGCAGCCUUAUGAUUUUGGGUCUACAUUACCCACGAUCUACAAAAAGUGCAUUGUCUUCUUCCGCUCAUUAUAUUCAACAGCAAAACUUGUGCCAGCUUGGAAAUUCAAGAAGAGCCUAGGGAAGAAUGGAUCACCAACAAACUCAUUAAUUAUCAAUUGCCGUAUUACAACCGGUGAUACUCAACCACGUCGAAUCGAUGGCUUAAAGCAACCCAUACUUGAUCAUAGUGGCCCAGUCACCUCAACUUACGUUCUUGGAGCUACUGAUACUCCAGCUGGUCAAAUCUUUGCAGAAGUAACAUAUCGAAAUGAUUGUAACUUUCGUGUUGAUGAUUCCGAAUCUAUUCUCAGUUCGAGAUUUAUGGGCGCAGAUGAACAUUUUUUCACGCCUUCCUUGGCCGCCAAAGGAGAUUUAAGUCGACGAAGGUCAACAAAGCAAACGGAAAUUGGGUCACUUCCAGCACACAAGCAUCUGACAGAUGAUUCUGGGCCGGUCCAAACAUAUGGAAGUUUAUCAACAUUCCAUGGAAAUGCCCCACCAAGAGGCUCAUCCCCAAUGUCCGCCUUGAGGGCGCAAAGACCCAUCGGAUCAGACACAAGUUCUCCACCUGUAGGAUCUCUACCAUACUCACGACCAUCACUCACAUCGAAAGGUUCUUUGAAGUCAUUCGAAGGUAUGGCACUGGCGAGAAGAACAUCCUUGUCCUUUCAGCCAUUUAAGGCUGGCUCUCUAUCUUCCUCCCCUAGUCGUGCUACUUAUGCUGGUGAAACUCUACCUGCAUCUCCAGGAUCUCUACCUAGAGCAUCAGGGAUUAGUGCACUUGCGCAAGCAAGAAAUCGUUCUUCUCUCACAGCUGGUAUGCCAGCGACUUUGAGAGGUGGUCCCGUGACUUCAGAUAAUGUUGUUCCAACAUCUGUCUCAAGCUCACCAAAACCUGCCCCAAUCGCUCGAUACAGCAGCAGCUUCACACACCGUCGCAGCAGACCAUCUUAUGGAGGAGCUAGCAAGUUAGUUGAUGAUGAUCAAGGUAGCAGUGGCAAACAGAGUGUUUCAUCUUCUGUGCAGCCAGGUUCUGGUAUUCUUGCAGAAGCUGGAGCAGGAGGAAGUUCCGGAUCUUUACAAACUGAUGAUGACAAUAUAUCUGAUUUCUUGAAACUUCUGGAUAGUAAGAAGACUUUACAAAGCUUUGAGCCUUCCGGAGAAGCAUCGAAAAAAAGAGCCACUGCACAAUUAUCCAAAUUUCAAUCAAUGCGGGACUCACAUAAUGCUCUGACCGAUUCUAUGGCUUCCUCAAGUAUGCUUCAAAGAUCUUCAAGCUCUUCAAGUCGACAAUUGUCUAGUGUACCUCCCAUGGUUGCUGCCACCUCGAUCUCAGCAGCAUCCUCCCCAGGUAAACCCAUCUCGCCACACACUCCUCACACUCCAGCCAUACCUUCACGAUUAAGUGCAAAUUCAAUAGCUGAGUAUGACCAACCACGAAGAGUGACUCGACGAAGCAGGACCACAGAGGCAAGGUUAGAAGAUGUCCAAGAUAAUGAUCACUCUAAUGAUGCUGGUACAAAUGCCAUCGAUAUUCCUACCUCUCCACGACCUUAUUAUCCCCACGCUCGAAGAUCAAGUUCCGUCGCUCAGCAACACCGAGCACUAGCAAUUGACGAUGAUUUGGGCGAUCUUCCAUUUGGGGUACAUAGAAGUAUUAGCUUAGGAGCCGAUGAUCGAGAACCACCAAGCCUAAGUACCCUUUUGAAUAUAGGACAAGCCUCCGAUGAUGUGGAAUCACCAACUGGACAAUCACCAUCACUACUUCAACCAGCUCCUCGCAUCUCCGAAGGAUCUACUGCCAUGUCUCGUCAAACAUCCUCAUCUUUGGAAGCUCAUGAUUCGGAAGUUCCUCAGCUUUCUCGAUUUAGUGGCCCAGGAUCUGCAAAUUCACCAUAUCGACCACGUAUCGGUAAAACUGGUGGACGUGGAGUUACUCCACCGCAGACAGGUUCUUUUUCUAGUCUUCUAGUAGAUAGGGGAAGUGCGAGUGGCAGCGAAAGAGCCGGUGGUGGAAGAUAUAGCUUCAGUAGAGGUAUCGGAGCAUAUGAAGCAGAUGAUGAGCCACUUCUCUUCGAUAUGAGUGAAAUUGGGCGAGAUAUUUCCCGAAGAAGCAUUGACGAACCCAGAGGCGGAUAUGAGGCAAGUAGAGGAGGUGACUCUGGCUCAAGCAGUCGUAGAGGUAGCCGUUGGGGCAGGUAA